Molecule: messenger RNA, 3473 nt
Organism: Hippoglossus stenolepis (Pacific halibut)
Lineage: Eukaryota; Metazoa; Chordata; Actinopteri; Pleuronectiformes; Pleuronectidae
Product: sphingosine-1-phosphate phosphatase 1
Exons: 3
Coding region: 329-1636 (435 amino acids)
Biological process (GO): sphingosine metabolic process; phospholipid dephosphorylation
Cellular component (GO): endoplasmic reticulum membrane
Molecular function (GO): sphingosine-1-phosphate phosphatase activity
Source: RefSeq, a predicted model, not a curated record
ACAGAUCAAUGAGGCGCAGAAGAAGUAGCAGCAGCAGGAGUAACGGCCUGACGCAGGCGGACGCUGCUGCUGCUGCGUAUUUCAGGAUCCACCGCGAACUAAUGGUUAACUGUGGCGGACUUUGGAAGCUGCGCGCUGCGUGUGUGUUCUGGAUGCGGUCGCCAGGUAGAGGUCGAGUGUAACCGCUGUUUUGGUUGACUCCGGUGUUGAAGAGGAAUGAAACGGCCGCCGAGCUGCGCCUCUUCCUAACGAGCCCCGGCGGAUGGACACGAACUCCAUCUUUGCGCAGAGUUGUUGUGUGUUUUGAAUUGACCGCUGCUCCGAAGUCAUGGCGAACGACGCGGUGAAGUCGUUUGUGCGGGUUUGCCGUUACCUCCAGGAGCCCUGUCAUGUGGCGAGGUUUCAAAAUAUCUGCGGCGUCAAAGGCACGUUCACGGACAAGCCGGGCAGCGGACCCCCGGGGACAGACUGUCCCGGGCUGAGGAAGCGGCUCCACGGCUCGGAGGUCGGGAACGGAGCGGCCGGGGACGCCUCCGCGCCGCAGCUCAACGGGGUGCAGGGGGACACGACCGCCGAGCCCGACGGUUCUUCAUCAUCUUCAUCACCAUCAGCGGCUAAUGUCGCUAAACCCCUCCGGAGGAACUCCCUGACCGGAGACGUGGGUCAAGAGUUCCUGAUCCACAACAAGUUCCUCUUCUACCUGUUCACGUUCGGCACCGAGCUGGGCAACGAGAUGUUCUUCAUCGUCUUCUUCCCCUUCGUCUUCUGGAACAUCGACGCCCUGGUCAGCCGGAGACUCAUCGUGGUCUGGGCCUGGAACCUGUUCGUGGGUCAGUCCACCAAGGACAUGGUCCGCUGGUCCCGGCCGGCCUCCCCGCCCGUGGUGAAGGUGGAGGUCUUCUACAACUCCGAGUACAGCAUGCCAUCCACACACGCCAUGACGGGGACGGCCAUCCCCUUCUGUCUCUUCAUGCUGACAUAUGGACGGUGGCAGUAUACCUUCCUGUUUGGCUUGUGUGUGGCUCUAAGCUGGAGCAUCCUGGUGUGUGUGAGCAGAGUCUACAUGGGGAUGCAUUCUAUCCUGGAGGUGAUCACUGGCUUCCUGUACAGCCUCCUCAUUCUCGCCUUCUUCCAUCCCAUUUUGGACAAGAUUGACACCUUCUACAUGAUGGACCACUACGCUCCGCUUGUGGUUAUCGUCUCACAUGUGAGCCUGGGACUUGUGGCGUUCUCCCUGGAUUCCUGGAGCACCUCUCGGGGAGAUACGGCUCAGGCCCUGGGCACCGGGGUGGGAAUCGCUCUGGCAACCCAUGUGAACUAUCAGCUGGGGCUGCUGCUGGAUGUGCCGCUCUCCUCACUUCCUCUAACGUUACCGUCAAUCAGCGCCGGCCUGGUGGUCUGCUCGCUGCUGCGCUUCCUCCUUGGAGUCGCCGUCCUCCUGGUCACGAGGAUGGUUAUGAAAGCAGUGACUAUUCCCUUCUUAUGUCGCCUGUUUGGGCUGCCGUCGGAUGAUGUGAGACAGGCGAGGCAGCACAUGAAAGUGGAGCUGCCGUACCGUUACAUCGUCUACAGUGUUGUCGGGUUUAACUGUGCCUGUGUGGUGCCUCUCCUCUUUAGGAUCCUAAACCUUGCCUGAGUGUUGUGUUCCAACUGUCGAUGUGCUGCUGACAUGUUCACCCACACACUAAAGGCAAACAACACUUGGUUACAUGACGAUAACUGUUCAAAGUCAUUUGGUUUUGUUCUAUAUUUUUCUCUUUUGUUAUUAUCAACAAACCCCAUGAAAAGACCAUAAUCAAUUAUGAAUGUAUCUUACUAACAAGAAAGUAAUUACUUAAUCCAAAAACUAUUAAAAACUCAUCAGUGAGCGACCUUGCUGAACUUGCUGAAAUUUUUAUUCAUCACAUUAAAACAACCACUCUAGUUUGUAUAUUCAUGUUUUUUUGUUGCUAUUUAUUUCAAGGUCAGUUGAGAACAUCUGACCAACUGCAAGAGCUACAGAAGUCUGACGUAAGAAUUAUCCUUAUCGUCUGUUUAUUGGGCCAUUAUUUAACAACUUGGUGAAAACAGUGAUGUAAUUAUUGUAGAUACAUAAGCAGGUUUUAUUUUUCUGCAGCACUUUUUUUCGAAUCUAGUUCUGACACAGCAGUCCCACUAUAGUCCUCCUGAUUCUUGAUGAUUUUUCUUCUACCGCCGAUUUUCAGUCGUAGUUUUUAUGCUUUGGUUGCCAACAUUUCCUGCAUGCUUCAACCUGUUGUUUUUUUUCUUCUCAUUUUUUUCAAUAUUAAACUUUCUUCAAAUUUUCUGAUUUUAUAAUGAGUGUCUGUGGGAGGGAAGUGGGACAUUGUGCAUUUUCAGCCUGAUUCAGCAAAGAAUUUCAGCAACUCAGCGUUUUGAUUCAAUGUCACAUUUGCCUUUUUGCUGCUGUAAAUACACUUAACAUGUGUUAAUCCAAAAAUAAUCAAAAUAGUCCCAAACAAAUAAGCUAUUUAUUCCAGUUUGAGUGUUAUCGGAUAAAAAACUGCAGUGUCUGAGUGUUGUAGGAAAUAGGUUUUCUCUUUUAAAUAAAAGUAUAUAUUUGUGAUCCUUAUUUUAAGAUUUACAUCUUCAUUAAGAAUCAACGGGCUUGAUUGAGCCUCAUUGUUUGUUUGGGACUUUUUCAUGGGAUUUGUUGUCAGGAUGAUAAACCUCCUGUGGUCGGCACAUGUAAGUGUUAACUGGAACAUUUCAAACAAAUAAUCUAUCAGAUGUACUGUAAUGAUUAUAUUCAUCAUUGAGCAGAAUCUGUUUUACAUUUACAUUAUUUGAUUGAAAUCAAAGAAUAGAAUCAGUGUUAACUCAUAUCACUUCUCAUUUGCUGCUGUGUUAAAUUACAAAACAGCCUGGAAGUAAUAGAUUACUUUAAGUAUUUACGUUUCCAUGGUGUCAGGGUAGUUUGUGAUCUCUAUGUAAAUAUGGAACAACUUUUCCCUCUGUUGAUUUAUCACAGUUUUUCCACAUCUGUCGUCAGCAUCAUCGUGUUGCCUUCUUCUUUUUCUACAAAUCUUGUACCGCAACAUUGUUUAGUAAUUUUAAGUUUAAACCAAGUGCUCUCUUAAAUAAUCAUUUGAAAGUAUAGAAUCAAGAGGAAACAAAUAUUUUUGAUAAUUUAUUUUAUCAUCUUAAUAUCUCUGGCUGAAAAGAAUCUAAAUAUAUUAUUAUGAAAAUUCAAAGAGACUUUUCAGCUGAAGUCCUUAAACUACAGGAUACAAAUCACUGACUCUAGCUCCUGUUCAAAUGUAAUUUUUUUUUCUGUUGCAAUGUAUUAAUUGUUGAAUGUUCAUUUAGGAAUAUGAAUUUCAGAGCGCUCGUAUCAUGAGUACUCGUGGAAUAUCUAUAGAUCUAAUAUCAACUCAUCUUUUUUUCCUGUUAUGCAAAAGGACUGUAUCUGAAAAAAUACGGAAAAAGGAUAAAUAAAAUAUUCAAAAUAUAAA